GAGUUUGGGAACGCAGUGAAAUUUUGGAUGAGAAUUAAUGAGCCCAAUAUGCUAGCUGAGGGAGGUUAUGACUUGGGAUUUAUGCCUCCUAAGCAUUGUUCUGCCCCUAUUUUCAAUGGUCAAUUGCUCAAGAGGAAACUCUUCACUGAGCCAUAUAUUGCACUUUAUAACAUGUUACUUGCACAUACAUCUACCGCGAGAUUGUACAAGCAAAAGUAUAAGGAUAAGCAGAAGGGGUCUCUAGGUAUAACCUGUUUUGCAUUCUGGAUGGUACCUUUUACCAGCUCUGAAGAGGAUGAGACCGCAACUCAGAGAGCCAAAGAUUUCUAUAUGGGCUGGUUUGUUGAACACAAUCAUACUUGA
Messenger RNA from Thlaspi arvense, 363 nucleotides. The record is from the annotation of a GenBank genome assembly. Lineage: Eukaryota; Viridiplantae; Streptophyta; Magnoliopsida; Brassicales; Brassicaceae.